AUGUGCGUCGGAGUUGUCAUUCUUGGGCUUCGAGGGUAUGUAAUUGAUAAUACUUUCAUUCCGGAUACAGCAGAUUAUGAUGCUUAUGGCAUUAAGAUUGCUUUGAAUGAUAUUUUAUUUGUCGAAGCACGAGGUAAAUCAGAAAGUUUUCUCGUUCAAUAUGCACCAUAUAAUCAUACAGUUCAUUCAUUACAAUGCUCCAUCGACUAUGAUGAUAAUGCUCAUUAUGUCUAUUCGGUGGGUGUCGGAAUAAAACAGAAAACAAACACAAAUAUAUCAUUUUAUUUUGCCGGUGAAGUCGUACCUCGAGGAUCGGCAAGUGCAAAUUCGUCUGCAUAUAAAGGCAAUUAUAUUGGUGUAUGGAUCAAUCGGGAUCCUCAAAGUGUCCCGAGCUAUGUGACCACUCAAAAUCCAUUCUCCUGUGAUUAUUUCAAAGUCGAAAGUCUUGAAUUUAUUUCAUCCUAUGAACAUCAAGAAUUUUUUAUUAUCGCAAUUGAACCAUACGGUCAAUAUGCUAUCGGUAUAGCUACAGAUUUUAUAUUUAAAUAUGAGCCAUUUCCUGUUUCUACUAUUAGAAGUAAAUCUACUGUUGACGUUUGGCCAAAUAAUGUCACAUUUUUUCCUUGUGCAACCGAUGCAAGUGAAUUAUUUACUAUUGUUGCUGGUUUUGUUGAGCAUUCAGCUCAAUCUCGAGUACGUGCAACACCGACAGUCUACGUGAUUUCGAAUAAUAAUCUUACUGUGUUAUCAUCUUGGUUUUACAGUGCGACAAACAGUUCUUGGCAAUCAUAUUUAACAUAUAGUGGUGUCGAUGCAUGGAAUAAAAAAUAUACAAUGUCUGUAAAUAUUAAUGUCGAUGAUCCAACUCGAAUUCUUAUUGGUAUGCCAUUUCUCAACACUGUUUUUCUCUUUAUCUUAUCCAAUAAUGGUACCACUCUCACUUGGGUCAGUUCAAUUUACAAUGGACGAUCGGUAGGCUAUGGUAAAAGUGUUACCUGGUUGACUGGAUCACAAGCAGCCAUUCUUGUUUCAACCUAUUCAUUUGAUCAUUCAACUUGGUAUGCAUCACAAAUUUAUUUGUAUACGUUUGUCAAUGAUACUAAUCAGAUCAUUUCACCUACGGCUAUCAUACCCAAUGCUCAACAGCCAUUACCAACAACAAUAAAUCCGAAACUGAUUCAAAUUGUAUCAUCACCAGCCUCUCUGGCCAUACUUGAUACUGACGGUGGUGUUCUAUUAAUAGUCCCAACAGAACCAGGCUAUUAUUCGUCGUCAGAUAUUAGAAAAUCGGCGAUUGCUGCUGCAAUGCCUAUUGUCAGUCAUUCAACAAAAUGCAUUGGAGGCACAUUUAAAAACGAUACAGGCAUUCAUCCAUGUGUUUUAUGUCCGAGUGGAUCACACAAUACAGGUCAAGAACCUGGCCUGUCAUGUCUGAAUUGUUCUUCGAAUAGCUUUUGUCCAUUGGGAGCAGUAUAUGAAAUCGAAUCGACUAUUCUUAUGAGUCGAUCACAAGCUUAUGCAUUUCCUCGUUCACCAGAAAUGGAACUCUAUGAAGAUAUUCUUCUAACAAAUAUAUUUUUAAUCGGUUCAACUGCUCAUUGUGUUCGUGUUUCACCUAUUUUCUGGAGUUUCAUGAUUGCUAUAUUUGCAAGUAUCUGUAUUAUUUUUGUUGCUUCACUUCAUCGAUUUAUUCAUCCAGAGAAAGGAGAAAAAUGUCGUAAUACUUUGAAGGCAAUCUUUCGAAGAACAGAUCUUGUAGGUGAAGGCGAAAUGUGGAUUGGUGGAAUUGCUUCGUUGAUUCUUGUUGCAAUCGCAUGCAUGGCCUAUGGUUUUGCUAUUUCUUAUUUGAAUCAAUAUCCAUCUGAAAAAGUAGGACCAUCUUCAUUUGCAUGUGAUACAACGAUUCGUAAUGCUAAAUAUUGGAGUCAACUUCAAGCAUUAGCUGUAGCAGUGUCUGAUGAAGAAGAACCAAUAUUCGACAUGCUCGAUGAACAAGAUUUUACUCUCUAUUUGGAACUGAUUAAUACGGCUGCUGAUUGUUCACAAUUUUCCAUAGAACAAGUUGAUGACUCAUCCACAAUCGAGCUUUCCUUACUAUCAUGUUCGAAUAUGAAUGGAACUCUUUCAGCUUCAGUCAUGUUAACAGAUCACGAACUCACUAUUUCAGCAGUUCUUAGCGAUAUUCCACUUAUCGGUGGUAUUCAAUUAGGUCUCCGAGGUAAUGGACUUCAAAAUGGUUUAUAUACAUUGCAAGAUGUUGACUUUCGAAAAACAUUUUACAGUCAAUCAAAUCAAACUUUAGCACAAAAAGUUACAAUUAAAAUAUCAAUAACUAAGGUUCGUGAAAACAAAUAUGUUAUUUGA
Molecule: messenger RNA, 2364 nt
Organism: Rotaria sp. Silwood2
Lineage: Eukaryota; Metazoa; Rotifera; Eurotatoria; Philodinida; Philodinidae
Source: the annotation of a GenBank genome assembly